UAUCUACUUUUGAAGAUGAGUUUGUUUGACAUGGAUUUGAGUGGUGUAGUAAACAAUUUGUUCAACCAUGUUCAUGAGACUUCUUCUAGGAAUCAUGAGAAUCAUGAAAGUAGAAGAGCUUCUAAUAUCCCAGUUGACAUUUUGGAUACUCCUAAGGAGUACAUGUUUUUCAUGGAUGUUCCUGGCCUCUCCAAGUCCGAAAUUCAGGUGACAGUUGAAGAUGAGAACACACUUGUGAUAAAGAGCAAUGGAAAAAGGAAACGACAAGAUGGUGAAGAUGAAGGAUGCAAGUACCUUAGGCUGGAGAGAAGAGCACCUCAGAAAUUGUUGAGGAAGUUCCGUUUACCGGAGAAUGCUAAUGUGUCAACAAUCACAGCUAAAUGUGAGAAUGGUGUUCUGACUGUGGCUGUAGAGAAGCAUACUCCACCUCGAAAAUCAAAAACAGUUGAAGUUGCAAUUGCCUAAGGGGUUAUUGUUUGUAGUAUAUAUUGGCUGCUAGGUUUUGUAGUUUUCUGUUUUGCCUUUUCUGCUUGUUUAGUAGCCUACACAAGUGCUUUUGGUUUUGUGGAUGGUUAGGUUGAAAUUGAAGUGUUCAAUCAAUGUUUCUAGUUAUUGUGUAAUCAAGUUCCCUAUAAAUGGAAGAUCUAGUGUUUGACAAAGUGACAAAUACUACUAAAAUUC
Trifolium pratense (red clover) is the source of this 681-nucleotide messenger RNA. Its product is annotated as 17.4 kDa class III heat shock protein-like. Gene Ontology annotation, biological process: response to salt stress; response to hydrogen peroxide; response to heat. The record is from RefSeq and is a predicted model, not a curated record. Lineage: Eukaryota; Viridiplantae; Streptophyta; Magnoliopsida; Fabales; Fabaceae. The transcript is spliced from 2 exons. The coding region runs from base 16 to 465 and encodes 149 amino acids.